AUGAGUGUUGAACCAGUUGAUGAUUCAAAGAAUAUGAAGCUAGCCUGUCCCAUUUGCGGGGACAUGAUACUCUCUACUGUUUUCCCCUUUCAUCGAAGAAAGCACCAACUGACAACGAGAGUCACUCUGGAUGAUGGAUUCAUUGCCAAGAUAUCUAGAAAAGACGACCAGUCACCAUUCAUUUGUUAUUGCGGUGGAGAGCACAACACUCCUGGAGGAUUAAGAAAGCAUAUCAAGAAAUGCACCCACAUUGAAUCUGCCAAAUCAACAAUGCAAAGGAAUGAUGUGACUACUAAGGCUACCAAGAAGCGAGCCCGGUCUACUUCACUAUCUAGCACUACUAGAGCUAAUAUAGAUCAGGAAGGUUUACCAUUGGACGAGUCUGUUCGUAAUGGCCAUCGCUCUGGCCAUAGGGAUGAGAAACACACUCAUUUGACUAGAUCAGAUUCUCAUGAAAGCGGUUUAUUACAGCCAUAUGUAUCUGAUCGCCAGCCCUUGGAGGUUUCUCGUGCCGAUACUUUGAAACAAAGUACUACCAAACUAAAAACCACUCUGUCCAUGUCCACACCCAUCCCACAAUCACCGACAGAACUUGAUUCAUUUGUUCAUCAGCUUGCUUCAAAUUCUGGUCUGUUUGUGAUUCCAGGAGUUCCCGAAUCCAAAUUUGUAGUGAAUCUUACUAACCAGGUUUUGAUUUGCCUUUUGUGCUGCGAUGUGGUGUCUUGCGAGGAACGUGACCUCAAAUUACAUUUGGACAUGCAUGGUCUGAAGUCUCUGUAUGCACCGAUUCAGAAAGCCAUCGUUACUAGAAAGUGGGAUUUACUAAAAGGUCGCCAUCCAGACUUUAUCAAAAUGACUACUCCCACAGCCAUGCUUCGCGAGCCUGUUGAAGGUGUCGAGAUAUUUGUCAAUGGAUACCGGUGUAGAUACUGCGUAUUCUACACCCGAAAAGCGGAAAGUUACCGCAAGCAUCUUGAUAAAAAACAUCAAAAGCGAAACAGACAAAUUUUGGACCAAUGCCAUAUUCAAACAUUUCGUCUUGGAUCUGGCGAGUAUAGACAUAUUGGUGUGUUGGGUACAAAUUCUGGCGAGAUUGAUGCGAAUUCCAAUCUGUCUGAUGAUGUGGAGAUGGACAGUCGUCAAGAAUCGACUACAGAGUAUCCCUCGUCGAAAUUUCCAACAGAACCAGCCGAUAAGGAGCCCACAUGGAUGCAAUCAUCCUCACCAUCAUCAUGCACCGUCUCUUUUAUAUCGACGCAACCUGCUUUUGAAAACGAAGGUGUUCAAACACCUACAUCUAUUCAGUUUCUUCCUAGUCCUGACGAGGUUUUUGAGUCAAAGCUUGGGUUUAUGCAAGAAAUGGAGCGACUUGGACUCGAUUUUGUUUUUAAUGUAAUUCAGAAACCAACUACAUUGAAAUUGGAUUCAAAAACAAUACCCUGUACCUCUGAAAGUAUGUUGGAGGACCCCAGUUUAUGGACAGGCUUUAUUAGUGAUGCUAUGCUUGAGUACUGGUUAGCGAUCGAUGGUGAUCUUGGCAAUCGACACUGUAAUAGUCUGAUGUUGCGAAAGGCCAUCUGCAGCACUGAUGGUGUAUUGAGAAGCUCGUCUAUAAUGCAGCCCAUUCGUGAUUCAGACAUGGUCAAGACGUAUGCAGAAACAGCUUCUCAUUUCAUUAUAUUUAUUGAUAAUCUGUCUCGAUCGACACAUGCAGAUAUGCAGCAUCUUAUUCCUGAGAAUGUGAUGCACUCGAUGGAUCAAUUCAAAAAAGCCAUUGUACAUGCGGUAUCCGAACACCCUAAUUCUAACCGCCAACUCAUUCUUUCCGCUCUUCAAACUCUACUUUCUGAUCUAGUGCAUGUACGGCACACAUUGGCUCAGGGCCGAUCGUCACAUCUCAUUUAUUGGUUUCUCAUGUUUCUCAUGCUAGAUGUGGAUAAAAGACUCAAGCCUGUUUCAGUUUUGGUGCAUUUAGUUCAACAACUGAUGCAUUUUUGUCGCUUGGUUGUGUUUGCAGAAAUUGUUGCUUUGGAUCCUUUAUCCGACGCACGAUUUCAAAAUGAGCAAGAUCACCUUUGUUUUGUACGUGAUGAUCGAAACACACCUUUUGGAUUGCUAAGUGAAGUCAUGGAGCAACUUGCCGAUAUCUGUUCUAGUUGA
This is a messenger RNA of Batrachochytrium dendrobatidis JAM81, 2160 nucleotides long. RefSeq lists its product as uncharacterized. NCBI's taxonomy places the organism in Eukaryota, Fungi, Chytridiomycota, Chytridiomycetes, Rhizophydiales. Bases 1 to 2160 code for a protein of 719 amino acids. The record is from RefSeq and is a predicted model, not a curated record. The transcript is spliced from 5 exons.